AUCUCUUCUUUGUCUUUCUUUAUAUAUACAAAAAAAAUAUGGCUCCUCCUAAACACGUUAUCAUCAUUGGUGCUGGUGCCGGUGGAACUGCUACUGCUGCCCGUCUUGCCCGUGAAGGCAUCAAGGUCACCGUAGUCGAAAAAAACAACUUUGGAGGUGGACGUUGUUCGCUCAUCAACCACAAUGGCCAUCGUUUCGAUCAAGGUCCUUCCCUGUACCUGAUGCCCAAGCUUUUCGAGGAGGCCUUUGAGGCUCUUGAUGAAAAGAUUGAAGACCACGUCGAACUGCUCCGUUGCCACAACAACUACAAGGUCCACUUUGACGAUGGCGACAAGAUCCAGCUCUCGUCUGAUUUGUCCCGCAUGAAGCCCGAGAUGGAGCGUAUCGAAGGUCCUGACGGUUUCUUGCGUUUCCUUGACUUCAUGAAGGAGUCCCACACUCACUACGAGGGCGGUGUUGAGAUGGCCAUCAAGCAGAACUUUGAGACCAUCUGGAAGCUUAUCCGUCUCCAAUACGUUCCUGCUCUUUUCCGUCUCCACAUCUUUGAUUUUGUCUACUCCAGAGCCGCAAAGUACUUUAAGACCAAGAAGAUGAGAAUGGCCUUUACUUUCCAGAGCAUGUACAUGGGUAUGUCUCCCUAUGACUCUCCUGCUGUCUACAACCUCCUCCAGUACACCGAGUUCGCUGAGGGUAUCUGGUACCCCAAGGGUGGUUUCAACACCGUUAUCCAAAAGUUGGAAAACAUUGCCACUGAAAAAUUUGGCGCCAGAUUCAUCUACGAGGCACCAGUUGCCAAGAUCAACACGGAUGACAAGGGCAAGAAGGUUACAGGUGUAACCCUUCAGAGCGGAGAAGUCAUUGAGGCCGAUGCGGUGGUUUGCAAUGCCGACCUUGUCUACGCCUAUCACAACUUGCUCCCCCCAUGCCGCUGGACCACCAACACCUUGGCCGAGAAGAAGCUCACCUCUUCUUCUAUCUCCUUCUACUGGUCGCUCAAGAGAGUCGUGCCUGAACUCGAUGUCCACAACAUCUUCUUGGCCGAGGCCUUCAAGGAGAGUUUCGACGAGAUCUUCACCGACCACAAGAUGCCUUCCGAGCUCUCAUUCUACGUCAACCUGCCUUCUCGCAUUGACCCCACCGCCGCUCCUCCCGGCAAGGACAGCAUGAUCGUCCUGGUUCCCAUCGGUCACAUGAAGAGCAAGACCAACGAAGCCGAGGACUACACCAUGAUUGUCAAGCGUGCCCGUAAGAUGGUUCUCGAGGUUCUCGAGCGCCGUCUUGGCUUGACCAACUUCAUUGACUUGGUCGAGCACGAGGAGGUCAACGAUCCUUCCAUCUGGCAGAAGAAGUUCAACCUCUGGCGUGGAUCCAUCCUUGGUCUCUCGCACGACGUUCUCCAGGUCCUCUGGUUCCGUCCGUCUACCCAGGACUCCACCGGUCGCUACAAGAACCUGUUCUUCGUCGGUGCAUCCACCCACCCCGGUACUGGUGUGCCAAUUGUCUUGGCCGGAAGUAAGCUGACCUCGGACCAGGUGUGCGACCACUUUGGCGUCAAGGUUCGUCCCUCUGCCAUCACCUCAUCCAAGCGCACCUACGCUCCCGAAGAUUCCAAGUCCUUUAUCUGGGACAUCAUCUGGUUCCUCUUGAUCGCCUUGUUUGCCGCCACCCUUGUCUUAUUCAUCGCAUUCCCCCAGUACUCUGAAGUCAACCAGACUGCUGCCUCAUACAUCAACAACCUCUUGCCCGCUGCUUUCCGUGUUCCUGUUGCUAACCUCAGCUUGACUUCUUAAGAAGGCGACUUGGCUAUAAUUAACAUGUCAUCCUUUUCCUCUCUCUCUCUCUCUUUAUCGAAAAAAAUUCUUCACCUUUUUUUUUUUUUUAUUAUUUUUAUACAGCACUUUUCAUCGCCCUUUUUUUUUCUUCUAUUAUAUCUUUUUAUAUACCGAAUGCAUCUUCUUCUCCUUUGCUUCUCCCAUACAGUAAACAAUACCAUAUUUAUUUUAUUUAAAUAAAAUUUGAAACACUUUUAUUUUAUUUU
This is a messenger RNA of Phycomyces blakesleeanus NRRL 1555(-), 2038 nucleotides long. It is a transcript of the gene CarB, whose product is annotated as Phytoene dehydrogenase. Gene Ontology annotation, biological process: carotenoid biosynthetic process. The transcript is spliced from 2 exons. Lineage: Eukaryota; Fungi; Mucoromycota; Mucoromycetes; Mucorales; Phycomycetaceae. Bases 39 to 1790 code for a protein of 583 amino acids. The record is from RefSeq and is a predicted model, not a curated record. Gene Ontology annotation, molecular function: oxidoreductase activity.